CCCUAUAAGUACCUUCUUCUCCCACCACAUACUUCUUCAACCUUUUUCAUCACACUCAAUCUCAAACUAUCAACUACUCAAACUAAACUCAACCCAAACAAACAACCACCUUCACAAUGGAGACCAUCAACAACGCAGCAAACUACGUCGGUGACAAGGCCAGCGAGCUUACCUCCGGUGCUUCCAAGGAGGCCAACAAGAACGUUGCAAAGGACUCUGAUGCGUCCAUUGGAACCCGUGCCUCUGCCGCCAAGGAUGCUCUAGGUGACAAGGCCGACGAGACCAAGAACUCUGCUUCCGCUGAGGGCAACAAGCAGGCUGCUACUCACUAAGCGCCUCAACAUCAAUCAAUCACAUCGACCUCCUACGAUACCCUUUGCUGCCUUUCCUAAGCAUGACGAUGGUCGACAUGAGAUGAGAGAAUGACCACACCUGGUACAUGGUGCAGGUUUAUGAGCUUGGAGCUAUGUAUCUUUUAUGACAUGCUCAAUAGAGCCGAUGGCACCUUGUUAGGUAGUCUCAAUCAAUGAUCCUUUGAAUCAUCAAAA
Molecule: messenger RNA, 548 nt
Organism: Exophiala viscosa
Lineage: Eukaryota; Fungi; Ascomycota; Eurotiomycetes; Chaetothyriales; Herpotrichiellaceae
Product: glucose-repressible protein Grg1
Exons: 3
Coding region: 117-332 (71 amino acids)
Source: RefSeq, a predicted model, not a curated record